Molecule: messenger RNA, 4383 nt
Organism: Aspergillus tanneri
Lineage: Eukaryota; Fungi; Ascomycota; Eurotiomycetes; Eurotiales; Aspergillaceae
Product: Type I Polyketide synthases (Type I PKS)
Exons: 1
Coding region: 1-4383 (1460 amino acids)
Biological process (GO): fatty acid biosynthetic process
Molecular function (GO): 3-oxoacyl-[acyl-carrier-protein] synthase activity; fatty acid synthase activity
Source: RefSeq, a predicted model, not a curated record
AUGGCUAUCGACGAGCCCAUCGCGGUUGUCGGCAUCGGAUGUCGCUUCCCCGGGGGCAUCACCACGAUGGCGGAGUUCUGGGAAACCCUUUACCGCGGAAUUGACAAGGUUUCUGAAGUUCCACCAGACCGGUUCGAUGCGGCCUCGCUGCAUGAUAAAGACCGGCGGAAGUAUGGGGCGAUCCGAAGCGUCCGGGGUGGUUUCGUGCCUGACGUGCACUCAUUUGAUGCCGAAUUUUUUGGCUUGUACCCAGUCGAGGCAUCCAAUAUGGACCCGCAGCAACGACUGGUUCUAGAAGCGAGUGUUCAUGCGCUGGAGGACUCAGGUACCCCGCUGGAACAAGUGUCUGGAUCCCGGACCGGGGUGUUCCUGGGUUCAUUCGCCUAUGACUAUAUGUGCAUGCAGUCGUCCACCGCGCAAAGCGACAAUUCUAGUCGCCAUUUAUCCAUGGGCACUUCAGUCUGUUCAAUCUCAAAUCGGGUGUCACACCGGCUGGACCUCCAUGGCCCAAGCAUUACUUUAGAUACGGCCUGUUCGAGCAGUCUGGCAGCGUUGCAUCUAGCAUGCCAAAGUCUGAGGACUCACGAAAGUGAGGCGGCUCUGGCGGGCGGUGUAAACACCAUCCUGCGACCUGGUCCCACAAUUGCGCUGUCCAAGGCUGGCUUUCUCUCUCCGGAUGGUUCUUGCAAGUCUUUUGACGCAGGUGCCAAUGGUUAUGUGCGCAGCGAAGGUGUGGGGAUUGUUUUCCUGAAACCGCUAAGCCGAGCACUCCGAGACGAGGAUAGAAUCUAUGCCUGCAUCCGCGGAUCCCUUGUAAACCAAGAUGGGUAUACCCCAGAAGGCUACACUGUUCCAAGCCUAUUUGCUCAGGCGCAGUUAUUGCGGUCGGUGUAUGCAAAAUGCAACGUAGACCCAGCCCAUCUUCAAUAUGUGGAAGCGCACGGGACUGGAACAGCGAUUGGCGAUCCAGUCGAGGCCGGUGCCCUUGGCCAACAGCUGGGCCAGGCGCGUUCUCCAGGUGACGAGCCACUUUGGAUCGGAUCCGUCAAAGGCAACUUCGGUCACCUGGAGGGGGCCGCGGGGAUCGCCGGAUUUAUCAAAGCGUCAAUGGUGACCUUCCACGGCGAGAUUCCCCCCCAAGUUCACUACAACAUUCCCAAUCCUGCAAUCGAUUUCGAAUCUCUCCACCUUCAGGUACCAACGCUGACCGUCCCUUUGACUCGGAGUCGGAAGCGAUUGGUGGGUGUCAACUCGUUUGGGGCCGGGGGGACUAAUGUUCAUGCCAUCCUGGAGGAGGCCCCCGACGUGGCCUCUUCUGUCUCCUACCCAACUAGCCAUCAGGCACGCAUUUUCGUUUUAUCAGCGAGAUCGCCGUCUGCCCUGACUCAGGCUGCUGAGGAACUGGCUUCUCACUUGCGCCGCCAGCCGCAAGCGCCGAGGGAUGUCGCAUAUACUCUUAGUAUGCGCCGGAGCCGGCACGCCCACACAUUAGUCGUUCCGGCCGCCACGCUGGAGGAACUAGUCAUCCAACUCGAUCAACAGGGAUCUGGCCAGAUAUCCGGAGAAAGCCUGAUAAUACAGCGGCAACCGGGCACAUCCCCAAACACUGCUUUUCUGUUCUCAGGACAAGGUGGCCAGUGGCUCCGUAUGGGAAUGGCCCUGGUACAGGAAGAGCCCGUAUUCCGUGAAUCAUUAGACGCCUUUGAUGGAAUUUUUACCCCACUGGCAGGGUUUUCCAUUCAGGCAGAAAUAGAUGUCAACGAUCAGUCGAGGCUCAAUAGUACCAUUGUAGCCCAGCCAGCAAUUAUGGCGAUCCAAGUCGCAUUGGCAAGAGUGCUUAUCUCAUAUGGCAUCAUACCAGGUGCUGUCGUCGGUCAUUCUGUUGGUGAAAUUGCAGCCGCCCAUAUAGCGGGUGCCCUGACCCUAGAGGAAGCCAUCACAUGGGUCUAUUAUCGGUCGCAGAUCCAGAGCAGAGCUGCCGGCCUUGGGACGAUGCUAGCAGUCGGGAUCUCGUCGGCGGAGGCCAAGCAGCUAAUUCGGCGGCUCCAUGCAGCUGCCGAUGUGGAGAUAGCAGCCUACAACGGUCCGAAAUUGACUACUCUGACUGGUGGCACCGAGCACCUCAAGCGUCUCGCUGACGAUCUGGAGAAACAAGGCAUAUUCGCACGCUUUGUCAACGUAGACACCCCUUAUCACAGCCACUAUAUGGAUCCUCUGGAAAAUGACAUUGUUCUUGCUUUGUCCUCAGUCCAAGGGAAGCAAACUAAUAUCCCCCUGUACUCGACAGUCAGCAAGUCCGUUGAGCCUGGGACCCAUCUGACGGGGAAUUACUGGUUUGAAAACAUCCGGAAGCCAGUACAAUAUGUUGAGACCGCGACUCGAAUGCUCGCAGACGGCUUCAAUUUCCUUGUCGAGAUUGGGCCACACCCGAUCUUGGUUUCCGGUACCCGGGCUAUUGCAGAUUCAGCGAAGAAGUUGGCUUAUGUGUUCCCAUCGAUGGUCCGUGGUAGUGAGGUUCGGCCGGUCUCACGCCUCAUCGGUGCUGCGUAUGGCAUCGGAGUCGAUGUGGACAUCUCCUCGUACAACGGUGGGCGUGGUCGGUUUGUUGAUCUUCCACUGUAUCCCUUUCAACGGCAGCCCUAUUGGCACGAACAUCCAGAGGAUCGGCGGACUCGACUUCGGAAAAAGCAGCACCCAUUCCUUAGAGACUCCAUGGAAUUAACAGACGAUGGGCGUUGUACAAUGCGACUCAGGCUCAGCACUGGUGUUUCCCCCUUUCUAACUGACCAUGUAGUUGAUGGCUCAAUAGUAUUCCCUAUGACAGGGCAUGUUGAAGUUGCCUAUCUGGCCGCAAAGGAGCAUGUGCCGCAAUCUCCUGUCUGGCUAGAGGAUUUACGAUUCGAGAAUCCGCUGAUUUUAUCGCAGGCCGAAGAUUAUGCUCCGCAGGCCUUGCUUGAGUUUACAUCGGCGGCCAAAGACUAUGUUAUCAGUGCCCGUCCAGCCAGUUCAGAUCCAGCGACCCCCUGGCAGGUGUGCUCUCGUGGACGUAUUAAUAUAUUCGAUAAGCCACCUCCGAUCGAUCUUGAAGCACUGAACAGCGUCAAGUCUCGAAUGCAGGCAGGGACAGUGAUUGACAUAGAUAGCUUUUACCAGAAACUUGAAGAAUCAGGUAUUCGGUACGGUGAGACAUUCAGAGGCAUCCAGCAAAUGUGGCGUCUUGGAAAAGAAGUCUUCGCUCUGGUGAAGCUACCCAGUCCAGCGGAUGAAGAAGCAGCGCGCUUUCACUUCCACCCUGCUUUGUUAGACGCCUGCUUCCAAACCAGUUUUGCGUAUUCACAUUACUAUGUUGACCCCAGCUACAUCUUUCUGCCGUAUGCGGCAGAACAAAUACACUUGUUGGAAGCAGAGAGCGCCACAACCGUCUUUGCGCGUGCGCAGGUAGUUCAUCACGACAACAUGUUCAUACGCGUCGAUGGCUCAGUCUAUAGCGAGGACGGCCGCAGCCUUGCCGUGGUGAAAAACCUAACCCUAAAACGUCUGGAGGGGAAGUAUCUAGCCAAAUCCACGAAUUACUCCGUCUGUUUUUGUCCUGAAACAAAGGAUGACCCAGGCAAAAGAAUGGAAGUGGAUUACCAGAAUGUCUUGAUCCUCAGACCGAGAGCCGGCGAUUCCCACUGGUCAUCGACUGCUAUCCGUCAAGCCUUUCCUCGCGCACAAACACAUGACAUAGACCCGAAGUCAGCCAAAGCCUCUUGGAGGCCUGCAGAGUGGGGGUUUCAAUUGGACCGCCGAACUCUCUUUGUCGUGCCAGCAUUCGUCUCGAUAUUACGUAGCGGAGAUCACCACGAGGCAUUGGAGGCGGUCAUUCGUGGGCUCGUGCUUGUUGCAUCCUGGAACCACGACCAGCACGGCACUGCCGCGGUUGUGAUACUCACCGAGGGGGCUUGCGUGACACUUGUUGAUAAGCAAUGUGACCCUCUCUCCGCCUCCAUAGAAGCCGCAGUGCGGGUCAUGGCGAACGAGAUGCCACAAUCACGUCCACGGCUAGUCGAUCUUCCUCUCGAUUCAGGUCACCAACCGCAGGCCGUCCUGGCCUUACUGGAGGCAGAGCUGCGCACCACCCGACUUGGCCGCCAUGAGACGGUGGUGGCAAUACGGUCCGAAGGCCGGUUCUUCAGACGGAUCCUGCCCAUUGACCCGGAUGAUGAGGAAAAGCAAAAUAUUAGGAUGCUCCCUGCUAGAGGAGGAAACUAUCUUGCCGAACCUGUUCCCAGUGGGACUCUGGAGGACGUCCUCCUUCGGCAGCAACCACCCCCAAACUUGGGUGUGGAAGAUGUGGGCAUCGAGGUGUAUGCGGCUGGUCUAAACUACAAGAUGUGCUAA